This is a messenger RNA of Geosmithia morbida, 135 nucleotides long. Its product is annotated as Serine incorporator (Serinc). NCBI's taxonomy places the organism in Eukaryota, Fungi, Ascomycota, Sordariomycetes, Hypocreales, Bionectriaceae. The coding region runs from base 1 to 135 and encodes 44 amino acids. The record is from RefSeq and is a predicted model, not a curated record. The transcript has 2 exons.
AUGGGUGCCCUCUUGUCGCUGCCCCUGUUGGCAUUGCCAAGCGUGGGCACGCUCGUGUCCUUUGGCGCCAGCUGCUGCGGAGCGGCCACAUGCUCCAUGGUCUGCAGCGCAUGCGGGAAAUGCGGUAACAGGUAA